This is a messenger RNA of Microcebus murinus (gray mouse lemur), 911 nucleotides long. The record is from RefSeq and is a predicted model, not a curated record. Lineage: Eukaryota; Metazoa; Chordata; Mammalia; Primates; Cheirogaleidae.
UCAACCAGUGGAGGCCAGGCACUGCUAUAGACUCCAGGGACAUCCAGGGACCUGACUCAAGACUCAAGAUGCUGAAGGUCUCUGGCCUCCUCGCUGUCCUCUGUGGGCUGCUGGCCUCAUCCUCUGCUCAGGCCUGGGCUAGAGUUUCUCCAGAGUUCAUCAACGAUUUGACUCCAGGACUGCUCAAGACGGCCUUUUUUCGCAAACUGCAGUCAAAGGACUUCGAGGAAACACUGGUUAACACCCUCCACCGUGCAUGGGGCGACCUGAACUCCGAGGAUACCCCAUUCUCCAAGGAGCUCAGCCAGGUCAAGCUGAAGGUGCAAAAUCCUCAACUGCUUCCAUCCUCCAUUGAUACCACCACCGGUGGAAGGAAUGAGGCCACUUUACAGAUACCACUGUCAGUUGAUUUGGCUUUCAAUUUCCCACACUUGAAGUCCUUUAAAAUAAACGUGCGAGCAGAGACGACGGUCCAGCUCCGCGUGGAGAAGAAGGAAGAUGGCAGCUACAGGCUUUCUUUUGCGAAGUGCAGGGCCCCAUCCGAAACUAAGUGGGUCCGCAUUGGAAGCUCAACCAGCCCGAUUAUAAGACUUCUUCCAAAACACUUGGAGGAAGAACUGAAAGACAUAAUAUCCUAUCAUAUGGCAAAAAAUCUGUGUCCUGAGCUCAAUAGUUGGCUCCGUACGAUGAAUCCUCUAUUAAUUAAUGAGUUCAUUAAUCUGAUACUAAAGGAUAAAAGCUUCACAUUUGAUGUCUAAAUAUCCCCAAAGUGAAGGAGCUACGUUUGGACCAAGCCGAAUCAGGUCCUGCUUCCAGGCUCCUCCCCGGAACGUCCUCCCCGCUGCAGGACACCCCCUGCAGCCGCCGCUCGGAAUCGCAUCACCCACCGUGGACUCAAAGACCCCCUACUU